CCGCCAGCCCCGCACGGAGCGGGUGGUACAACUGGAGCUGCACAAGGGCAGCAGAGGACUGGGCUUCAGCAUCGCAGGAGGCAGCGGAAAUCAACACAUACCUGGGGACAAUGGUAUCUACGUGACCAAGAUCAUGGAGGGUGGCGCGGCACACCAGGACGGCACCAUGUCCAUUGGAGACCGGCUGAUCGCUGUGGAUGCAGGGCGGGGCGAGCGGGCCCUGACCAACGUCACACACGAGGAGGCCGUAGCGGCGCUGAAGUCCGUCACCGACCGCGUGGUGCUCACCCUGGUCAAACACGACGGCCCGCUGCCCUCGGCCGCCCCCGCCCCCGCCCCCGCCCCGCCCCCGCCCCGAUCCCGGCGGCGUACAGUGCGCCGCCGCCGCCACAGCCGCCGACGGGUAACACCAACAGCGCGGCACACGUCAGUAACAACGGACACAGCGGCACGGGCAACAACGGCUCCGGCGGCCGAUACGAUAUGCUGGACGGACGGACACCGCCGCCGCCUCCUCUGGACACUUCGUCUGCCUACAACGAACCCUACAACAUAUCCACACCGAAAGCGGUCAGCAUGGAGAACGUGGCCAGGGAGCCACGUCAGGUGGUGCUAAGCAAGGCCUCUGGCCAGGGCCUGGGCUUCAACAUCGUCGGAGGAGAGGAGUCCGAGGGCAUCUUCGUGUCGUUUAUCCUGGCCGGCGGGCAGGCGGACCGCAGUGGGGAGCUGCACCGCGGCGACCAGAUACUGUCGGUGAAUGGCACCGACCUCAGCAAGGCCACGCACGAGCAGGCCGCCGCCGCCCUCAAGGGUGCCGGCCAGACCGUGUCUAUGGUGGUUCAGUACCGGCCAGAGGAGUACAACAGGUUCGAGGCCAAGAUCCACGAGCUGAGACAGCAGAUGAUGCCCGGCACUCUGCGCACCACCCAGAAACGGUCACUCUACGUCAGGGCUCUGUUCGACUACGACCCGCGCAUGGACGACGGCCUGCCGUCGCGCGGCCUGCCGUUCUCCUUCGGUGACAUCCUGCACGUGACGAACGCUAGCGACGACCAGUGGUGGCAGGCGAAGCGUCUGACCCCGCAGGGUCAGGAGCUGGCCAUGGGCAUCAUCCCCUCACGUCACCGCUGGGAGAAGAAGAUGAGGGCGCGCGGGAAGACAGUCGUCUUCCACGGAAAGACCUCCUCCGAUAUGUCGACUCUGGACCGGAAAAAGAAGAACUUCUCCUUCUCCAGAAAGUUCCCGUUCAUGAAGUCGAAGGAGGACGUCAAGUCGGACGAUGGCUCGGAGGAAAACGACCGCGAAAUCCACUCCGUGACGAACACAUCCGAGGGAGACGACCGCAGUCUGCCCGAGGAGCCGGUGCUCUCCUACGAGCCCGUACAGCACGUCGAGGUCAGCUACUGCCGGCCGGUCAUCAUCUUGGGGCCGCUAAAGGACCGCAUCAACGACGACCUCAUCUCGCAGUACCCGGACGACUUUGGCAGCUGUGUGCCGCACACCACCCGGCCGUGCCGAGAGGACGAGGUCGAUAGUCGCGACUACCACUUUGUGGCGUCUCGGGAGCAGAUGGAGCGCGAUAUUCAGAACCACUUGUUCAUCGAGGCGGGACAGUACAACGAUAACCUGUACGGCACGAGCGUGGCCAGCGUGCGGGAGGUGGCAGAGGAGCAAAAGAAGCACUGCAUUCUGGACGUGAGCGGUAACGCCAUCAAACGGCUGCAUGUGGCGCAGCUGUACCCGAUCGCCAUCUUCAUCCGGCCGCGCUCCGUCGACUCCAUCCUGGAAUGGAACAAGCGUCUGACCGAGGAGCAGGCCAAGAAGAUGUACGACAAAUGCCAAAAGCUGGAGGCCGAGUUCAGCGAGUACUUUACCAGUAUCAUCAGCGGCGACACGCCGGAGGACAUCUACGAGAAGAUCAAGGACACGAUCCGCGAGCAGGGCACCAACCGCAUCUGGAUACCCUCCAAAGAGAAGCUGUGAGCGCGCCACGGCGGCGCUCCAGACAACUAGACAGAUCGCCGUGCUCAGAGCUUUACCGACCGGCCGCCGCCGAAUCUCAGCCGGUCUGCGCGCCACGUCUGUAGGUGGCGCUGGCGGCGGGCUGGUCGGCUCCUAGGUGGCGCUGGCGGCGCUCUGCUCGCCGCCCGCCGUCACCCGUUGUUGAUUGUUGCUGCGCCGUUCGGUGGACGCGCGGCGGAGCACCUCAGCUCUCUGGCGGUCCUGCUCGGCAUGCCGCGGCCCAGUAGGCGCUCCGCUGGCGACCUCGGCCGCUGUAGUGAGCCAGCGUGACCUCUUCCUCGUCCCUGUACCGGCGCCCCGUCAGAGCGGGUCACCAGCCGACGGACCCGCGCCGUCAGACAGCGGGUCAGUCCUCGGCCCGCGGCGCCCCGGCCGACCGGUCGAGCCCGGCGCCCCGACCGCCGGGCCGCGCGAGAGAAGAUGUGAUAAUUCUCAUUUCCCCGAUUUUAGUGUUUAACUCGCUGUGCCCCCUGUGUUGUCGCCGCGCCGGCGUGCGGUCAGCCGACCGACUCGCGUGUCGUGCUCGUCAUAGUGCUGGUAGCUUCUCAUUCAUUUUAGUAAUUUAUAUUCCCAGACGGUCGAGCGUUCAUCGAUGUUGGCGUCGUCCCGGUUAGAUAUGGCCGGUUGGCCAGUGUGUCCGGGUAGAACGAGUAUUGUGCGCCUGGCACGCGCGAGAAAGAGUAAGCGUGUAGGAGAGAGUGGGUGAGUAAGUUGGUGAGAGAGUGAGUGGAUGUAUGAGUGAGUGAGAGGGAGGAGAAAGCAGCGCCACGAGCGCGCGAGCGAUUUGAGAGACAUUGACCAUGUGUCAAAUUAUAUUGUACCUAUAUAGAGGUCGUGUGUAAAUAGAAGUAUUACCAAUAGUG
Amphibalanus amphitrite is the source of this 2885-nucleotide messenger RNA. Its product is annotated as disks large 1 tumor suppressor protein-like. Gene Ontology annotation, biological process: chemical synaptic transmission. The transcript is spliced from 13 exons. Gene Ontology annotation, molecular function: protein binding. Lineage: Eukaryota; Metazoa; Arthropoda; Thecostraca; Balanomorpha; Balanidae. Gene Ontology annotation, cellular component: neuromuscular junction; neuron projection; postsynaptic density membrane. The record is from RefSeq and is a predicted model, not a curated record. The coding region runs from base 484 to 1983 and encodes 499 amino acids.